This is a messenger RNA of Uloborus diversus, 2051 nucleotides long. Its product is annotated as ATP-dependent DNA helicase Q4-like. The transcript has 13 exons. Gene Ontology annotation, cellular component: cytoplasm; nucleus; chromosome. Lineage: Eukaryota; Metazoa; Arthropoda; Arachnida; Araneae; Uloboridae. Gene Ontology annotation, biological process: double-strand break repair via homologous recombination. Bases 1 to 1938 code for a protein of 645 amino acids. The record is from RefSeq and is a predicted model, not a curated record. Gene Ontology annotation, molecular function: four-way junction helicase activity; 3'-5' DNA helicase activity.
AUGGCGCCAAGAAGUGGACUGACAGAUGUACAAAAGAAGAAAUCAUUGACAGAAAUUUCUGAUGGUACAGCUCAAAUCUUGCUUGUGUCCCCAGAAGCUGUUAUUGGUAGCAAUGCAUUUGGAAGUGGGAUGUUGCCAGCUGAUCUACCUCCAAUAUCAUUUGCUUGUAUUGAUGAAGCUCAUUGUCUGUCACAGUGGUCACAUAAUUUUAGACCUUCUUAUUUACAACUUUACAAAGCCUUGACCCAAAAACUUGGAGUGAAAUGCAUUUUUGGUCUGACUGCAACUGCAACAAACAUAACAGCUAAAGAUAUAAUCUCUCACUUAGGUUUGGAGCUGACUGAAGAAUCCAUUGUUGGUCACACAAACAUUCCUCAAAACUUACAUCUUUCUGUAUCUAGGGAUAAAGAUAAGGACAAGGCCUUAAUUCAGUUGUUGAGUGGAGAUCGUUUUCGAACGUGCACUUCAAUCAUAAUUUACUGUAUUCGUCGGGUGGAGACAGAAAGACUUGCUGCAUUGAUUCGAACAACCAUGCAAGAUGAAGUGAUUCCUAGUGAAGAACAACCAGCCAAAAAAGCCAAAAAAUCAAAAAAAAGAUGCUUUGCAUGGACAGUUGAAGCUUAUCAUGCAGGAUUAACUGCACCUAGAAGAAGAUCUAUUCAGAAGCAGUUCAUGUCAGGGAAACUACGUGUAAUAGUUGCAACAGUGGCAUUUGGCAUGGGUGUUGACAAGUCGGAUGUACGUGCAAUCAUUCACUACAAUAUGCCGAAAACCUUUGAAAGCUAUGUUCAGGAAAUAGGACGAGCUGGCAGGGAUGGCUUGGAUGCACAGUGUCAUCUCUUUCUUGAUAAUGAGUGUAAAGAUCUGUACGAAUUAAGGAGGCACAUUUAUGCCAAUGGAACUGAUCGCCAUGCACUGAGAAAACUGCUGCAAAGAGUUUUUCAGCCUUGUAAAUGCUCAAAAUUGAGUGAUGACUCGUCAAAAGUAGAAAAUGUAGAAAAUCAGGCAAAGUGUUCUGUUGAAUGUCCAAAGCAUGAAGUUGCAUUUUCAAUUAGUGAUACUGUACAAGAACUUGACAUGAAAGAAGAAAAUAUAUUGACACUGCUUUGUUAUUUGGAGUUAUAUUCUGGCAAGUGGCUUGAGAUUCAACCAUAUACUUAUUCAACUUGCACAAUCAGAUGUUAUGGCGGACCAAAGCAGAUGCAUUCAAUAGCAUGUAAAAGUCCUUCAGUGGCAACAGCCAUUGCUUUGGAUGAAAGGCAAGGCAAAAAAUUUGAGAAGACUUCUCAUUACCAGUUUCCAGUAGUCCAGGUUGCAUCUUUCAUGGGUCUCAAAUCUUCAGCUGUCAAAAGGGAACUAAAGGGCUUAGCAUGGAAUGAACAAAAACGUAAGACUGGAGUCCUGGUGGAGUUCUCUGACCUUGCAUUUCAUGUCCUUGCCCCUGGGAAUCUCUCAGAAGAUGAGCUUGACUCUAUUCUUGAUUAUCUGCAAAAGAAAGUUAUGACAUCAGAGAAGCAAGAACUGGAAAAUCUCAAUUCUCUGUUUUCAGUUUUUCAAAAGUAUUCCAGCGCUCAUUAUUGGUCAUGCUGCGACGAAGCAAAUUUAGAACUAAGUCAGAAAAUUAAAGAAGCUGUAAACACAUAUUUUACAAGAGAUGAAGUACCACUUGAUGAUGUGUUAGAUUCUACUUUUACAGAAAAUGAGCCUACAGAGGACAUGUUGUUGUAUGCUAGAUCACAAAUACGGGACCUGAUCUGCACCCAUCGUGACCAGGAAUUCUCCGGUCGAGCAAUAGCUCGCAUAUUCCAUGGAAUUACAAGUCCUUGUUACCCAUCUGAAAUUUGGGGAAAAGUAAGAAAAUUCUGGAGGAGCUUUCUUCAUAUUGACUUCAAUAUUUUGCACAAAAUUGCCAAUGAAGAACUUAAAACCUAUAGAUAAUGGAAACUGUUUUUAGUUUUUAUUUCCUGUCAUUUUAAAUGUCCAUUCUUCACAAAAUGUUCAACUGUAAUUGUCAUUGAUUGUACAAACAUACAUAGAUGUUUUUGUAAAUG